This is a messenger RNA of Nematocida parisii ERTm1, 878 nucleotides long. RefSeq lists its product as uncharacterized. The transcript has a single exon. Bases 1 to 870 code for a protein of 289 amino acids. The record is from RefSeq and is a predicted model, not a curated record. Lineage: Eukaryota; Fungi; Microsporidia.
AUGACAGAAAGGGAUAACGAGAGAAGCACCCAAUCAAGCAAUCUAUCAAUCCUUCGAUUUAUAAAAAAGGUUGGAAAGAAGGCAAUUAAAAUACCCAAAAGCACCUAUAAAAAGGUCAAGAAAGGUGUUAAGUAUAUAGCCAAAAAAACUAUUUCCGUCUUUAAAAAAUCAAAGAAAACUAGAAAACCUGAAAACUCUGAUGGUUCUCCUGAGUCAAAUGGAAGUGGUAAUGAGAUGUCUUUGGAAAAGCAUGGCUCUAGCAAGAAAUCACUUUCUCGUGGGCCUUUAAAAAACACUCGGCGAAUCCACCCUUCUCAUGCAAUGCAAAGUAAACAUGUCAUUGUUGACAUAAUUAAUGAUGCAUGCUGCUAUAUAAAUGCAAUAGAGAAGAUUGUUAGAAACAAUCUAACACACUCAAUAGACUCUCGAACACCAUUAGCCAUACUUGAAUACAUGCGGGAAAACAAUCUAGAGAUAUCUACUGCAGUUGAGGCUAUUGAACAAAAGCACAUAGAUAGAAUUCUUAAAGAAAAAGAUAGUCCCUCAGAAACUGUUUCUCGAAGAAUGCCCACCAAUAUAAGAACAAAGAACUGUAUUUUAGAAGAAUUGCAGCCUACAAUCUACCUAAAAUACCUGUUUGCACACAGCCCAGUGCUUCGCAAGAGUUAUACUGGUCUGUAUAAUACUUUGCAGUAUGCACUGACUGUGAGAGCACCACGAACUACCCAUGUAGUAAAUGAUGUGUUUUUAUAUCUUGAGGUGGUUAAGCAAGUUAAACUACAUAUAAUUGAAAAAGUGUCAAAGUUAAAGAGAGCAAGUUGCAACUUUGUUCUCUAUUCCUGCAAAACCACUUCUUCUUAUAUAGAAUAGUUUUUGCU